AUGCACUACGUUUUAGGUAACAAUUCUUCUGAUUGUGUUGAUGUUUUGUGUUGCAGCUUUGGAGUGCAAAUCGUUGGAGGAAAACUGGCAGCCUGUAAUGAUCCGACUAUUACAGCGAGGGAAAACUGCACCGGAGUUUUUGAGCAGAAGAUUUUUGUUACCAGAAUGGAAGUAUAUGGCAAGAACGACGACAAACUGCACCCGAAAAUUCUCGUUCCGAGAGUGUGGACAAAUCCUCGCAAUUUCAACUUUGACCAUAUUGGAAAUGCGAUGUUGGCGCUAUUUGAGACGUUGUCCUAUAAAGGCUGGAAUGUGAUUCGGGAUAUUCUCUAUCUUCGUCAGGGACCGUGGGCCGUGCUAUUCAUUCACAUCUACGUUUUCAUUGGAUGCAUGAUCGGACUGACGCUGUUUGUGGGUGUCGUUGUCGCGAAUUACACUGAAAACAGAGGCACCGCUCUCCUUACCGUUGACCAACGACGUUGGCACGAUUUGAAAGCGAGGUUGAAGAUGGCUCAGCCUCUCCAUGUACCCCCUAAACCACCAGAAAGCGCCAAGCUGCGCAGUUAUCUCUACGAUCUCACAUUAAGUAGAGCAUUCAAGCAGUCGUUCGCAAUCCUUGUUGUGGUGAAUUCGUUCACAUUAGUCGUUCCAUGGAAUGUUGAAGAGGAAAAACAACGGCGGAACGUUUUAUUCGGUCUAACGGUGUUGUCAGCAUUUUGCAACAUCCUCUUUACUAUCGAGAUUUUGCUUAAAGCUGUUGCUUUUACUGUACGAGGAUUCUGGCAAUCAAGGCGAAAUCGCGGCGAUUUCUUUAUUACCAUGCUUGGUCUCACGUGGAUCGUCUUUCAUUUCCUUUUCCAAGUGCCUGCCUACAUUGCCGGCGGUAUCAAUGAGUGGAAGAGGCUCACGUAUACUUUUGGCUAUAUGGUGGUCAUCCUUCGAUUCUUCACCAUCGCUGGCCGAAAAUCGACAUUGAAAAUGCUGAUGUUGACGGUGUUGAUGUCUAUGGUCCGCUCGUUGUUCAUUAUUGCCGCAAUGUUCCUUUUGGUGCUUUUCUAUGCAUAUACCGGUGUAAUCCUUUUCGGCAUGGUCAAAUAUGGUCAAGCAGUCAGCAAACAUGUGAAUUUCCGCAAUGGUCGUGAGGCGUUGGUUGUUCUGUUCCGUUCUCGUUCCAUACCAACCCGUCGAGUCAAAUUUCUUCUCCGCCUGCUCCGUGGAAGGCUUGAAGUUGAUCCAAACAAGGAUCGAUUGCUCUUCAAGCAUAUGUGCUACGAGAUGGAGCGUUUGCAUAACGGCGAAGAUGUCUCAUUCCACGACGUGCUCAAUAUGCUCUCGUAUCGAAGUGUGGACAUUAGGAAGAGUCUCCAGUUGGAAGAGCUGUUACAACGCGAAGAGCUGGAGUACCUUAUUGAGGAAGAAGUCGCUAAGCAGACGAUACGUGCAUGGCUUGAGAGCUGUCUGCGAAGAAUCAAGCAAAAGCAGCAUGGGGUGAUAUCCGAGAGUACGGUACCGACGUCAUUGCCAUUGCAUCGGCUCAGCUGUUUUUUGCCACAUGUUUCACAUGCACCAUCACAACACAAUUUAGUCACGGCACAUACGUCUUCGCCGCAGGCUGCGCAGAACUUCGAACCGCUUGAUUCACGGGAGAGCAUUGAAGAAGAAAACGGAAGCAAGAAGAGACAACGAGCAAGAAGAAACUCGAUUCCGGAGCUGGUCGGUGAGGCAAAAAAGUUCAUGUUUGGCAGUCUUGCGAAACGGCUCGAGAAAGCAGCCGAAACCAAAACUGGUAAGGAUCGCCGUGGGACACUCAAGCAAAUCCAGAUGCCAACAUAUGAGCUGCCAGAUCUAGAAGAGAAUCUCGACGAAGCGGGUGAUUCUCCACAGGAACGGCGUCAUUCCGUCGACACACCGUUGAGCAACAAUCCCGGUAAGGAAUCUACCGCUGUAAAUGAGAUCACUAGCACAUGUUGUUCUUCAGCUAUCAUCAUGGAGAACUUCUCUCUGUUCUACUCAAGCGAGGAAGAUGCCCUACUUUCCUAUGCUGACAUCCGGAAUUUCCAGCAGGUGUGGAACUAUGUCGAUGCCGAUCAAAAGCGUUCCAUACCAACCCGUCGAGUCAAAUUUCUUCUCCGCCUGCUCCGUGGAAGGCUUGAAGUUGAUCCAAACAAGGAUCGAUUGCUCUUCAAGCAUAUGUGCUACGAGAUGGAGCGUUUGCAUAACGGCGAAGAUGUCUCAUUCCACGACGUGCUCAAGUGA
This is a messenger RNA of Cooperia oncophora, 2256 nucleotides long. The record is from the annotation of a GenBank genome assembly. NCBI's taxonomy places the organism in Eukaryota, Metazoa, Nematoda, Chromadorea, Rhabditida, Trichostrongylidae.